AUGUCCCACAAACGCUCACGCGCAAACUUCGAAGCAGACCUCCAAGCGCAGCAAUCGCCCUACGUCCUCUUCGGCACGCCUCUCCCGCCGCUCGAUCCCGAGGUCCGCGACGAUGGCUCCUAUGUGCCAGUCUGGAAGCAGGAGGUGAGGGAUGAGCGGGGUCGCAAGCGGCUGCAUGGUGCAUUCACGGGCGGCUUCAGCGCCGGCUACUUCAAUACCGUUGGCUCAAAGGAAGGAUGGACGCCGAGUACCUUUGUGUCGUCGCGGUCGAAUCGGUGGAAAGAUGGCGCCGAGGGCCAAGGCCAGGGCCAGAGGCCCGAAGAUUUCAUGGACGACGAGGACCUUGCUGAGAAGGCUGAAAGCGAGAAACUCCAGACAGCCACCGAUUUUGCAGGGCUAGGGUCUACGGGAACAGAUGGGGUCCGGCGGGGAGGGCUGGCCGAUGUUUUUCGGGCCCAAGGCGAGACCAUGGGGGUCAAGCUGUUGAGACGCAUGGGCUGGAAGGACGGGCAAGGAAUCGGCCCCAAAGUGCGCCGAGGCGCCAGGCUCGAUGUCGGCGGCCAGUCGAAAGUGGGAGGAGACUUGGACGGACAGACGCAUCUCUUUGCACCAGAGAAUGUUCCCAUGAUUGCCCUGAUCAAGAAAUUGGAUCGCAAAGGGCUGGGGUUUGAGGGAGAGUAUAAGCUUACGCCCAUAUCUUCUUCUACAAAUAAGACAGUUGGCGGUAGCAGCGACGAAGAAGAUGGCAGCGGACCGUUGAUCCGGCCCUCGGCCUUCAACCGGAAAAAGACGAAGCCAAGUCGUGGAGGAAUCGGCAUGGGCAUCCUGAACGAUACUGGCUCUGACGAUGAAGAUCCUUACGAAGUCGGGCCGCAGAUAUCAUACAACCGUGUGAUAGGAGGAGAUAAGAAGAAGAAGAAGGCACUCAAGGCAACCCCAGUCAAUCCAAGCCUGCGGUCAGUACCAGUAUUCAUUUCGAAGAAGAACGCUUUGGCCAAGGCUGGCACAAACUUGCGAAAAUGCCAUGAUGGCCGCUUGCCCUUAGAUGGGUUUGUCUUUGGCGUCAGACCAGACAAUUUUGCCUCGGAAAUAAAUUCAGAAGGCAAAUACCCCCCACCAAAGAUCCCCCCGGGAUGGAAGUCAGCAAAGCAGCGGAAUAUGGAUUCAGCCAACGGCGCAUAUACGUCCACAUCUGAUGCAGCCAAAUCAUCUCAACUAGAUCCUAAAUCCCGCGCUGCUCUUCUAGGAGAAGCGCAAUUGCCUGGGAAGUCGGUGUUUGAUUUUCUAGACCCUGCUGCACGGAAUCGUCUUGCUGCUGCAACAGGCAAGGCCAACCUACCUCCAGCAUUAGGCGAGGUCCCCGAAGGAUACGCCUUGACCCCUGAGGAGAAGCAACGUCAGCUGCUUGCCCAAGUUCCUACACUCGACAAGAGCAUUGCAAUUUCUGCUCUUACUCGUGGUGCUCAAGGUUCGGCUCCUUAUGCUGACGAUGAAGCGAAAAGAGGGCGAUAUCGUACCUACUUGGAGUUCUCAGCAGGGUUCGGCAAGGUCACGUUGCCAGCAAAAGCACCCUUACAAUCUAAUGAAGACUGGCUUCGGGAGUUGCGAGAGUUUCAUAGCUGCGCCAUGAUUUUCAAACCAAUGACCGGGAUGAUGGCCUCAAGGUUCACAACUUCGACGUCCAAGUUCAUCGCUGGAAGUACUGUGUCCAGCACAGAUGUGCUGACGAAACCUGCACCAAAACCAGCCGAUCCAGCUGAAGAAGCUGCCAAGAUGGGUAUGUAUGGCACAAUGACAAGGUCAACUACAGACUUCUAUCCUACAAGGUUGCUCUGCAAGAGGUUCAAUGUACCUCCACCAGCCCAUUUGCAACCCGAUGCCGAUAGUGAGGCUGCCACGAGGAACUCGGCCAGUACCACUGCAGCACCAAAUCCUUACACUCAAUCCGGUUCCAAUGGGACAAGCCAUGCGAGCGGUGUGCCCAUCACGCUGGAUGAGCUGCUGCAACAAGCACAGGGCGACUCAAACGGUGCCAUAGCUGUUAUUGAAGGCGAGAAGAAGAGCACGCAACCAGAAAUUGCUACUGCUGUUCCUGCCAAGCCAGAGGUUGAUGCCAGUGUCAACGAGGCUCUCGAGGGCAAGCGGGCACAGGACGAUGUACUCAAGGCUAUCUUUGGCGAUAGCAGUGAUGACGAGGAAUGA
This is a messenger RNA of Neoarthrinium moseri, 2202 nucleotides long. RefSeq lists its product as uncharacterized. The record is from RefSeq and is a predicted model, not a curated record. Gene Ontology annotation, biological process: mRNA processing. The transcript has a single exon. Gene Ontology annotation, molecular function: RNA binding. Lineage: Eukaryota; Fungi; Ascomycota; Sordariomycetes; Amphisphaeriales; Apiosporaceae. The coding region runs from base 1 to 2202 and encodes 733 amino acids. Gene Ontology annotation, cellular component: nucleus.